AUGAGAUUGUCUCAAAUUACCGUAUAUUUUGCAUAUUUCUUCACACAAGGUGAGUUUUUUCAAAAAAAAAUUUCGAAGAAAAAAUUUGUAGCUCGAAAACUUCAAUUAUUUGUACUUUUAAUACUUGCGUCAGAAAAAAUUUAAAAAAAAAUUGUUUUUUUUUGUAAAAAGGGAUUUUGGGCUCGCCGAGCUCAAAACUAGACUUCUAGGAAAUUCCAGAGCUCGAGUCUCAGAUUUCCGAAUUUUCCAUGAAAUUUCCAGAAUUUUGAGCCUAAACAUGAUUGUUUUCGGAUGAUUUUCAGAUUUGGAGCAUUUUCAGGGCUCGCGGAGCACAAAAAUGCUCCAAAUUUCGGAGAACACGAGGUUUCGAGUGUCUGAUGAUUCGCAGCGGGUAAUUUGGAGAUUUUUGACACCCCACAUUCUAGAUUUCAUGAAUUUAUAAUUAUGGAGCAUUUUUGUGCUCCGCGAGCCCUGGAAAUGCUCCAAAAUCAAAAAUUCUCAAAAAAUAUCCAUGUUUGGGCUCAAAAUUUCCCAAAUUCAGUGAGGAAUCCAAUGGAACCCAUGAGAUCUUCAGAAACUCUAGAUUACUUGCUCGGCGAGCUCUGAAAAUGCUCCAAAGCCCAAAAAUUCAACAAACCUUGUCAUGUUACAUAUCAAAAUGCUCCAAAUUUUCAGCUCUCUCGAUUCCGAUGCAUAAAAUCUACGAUUUCAGUGAUCUGCGGCCACAAAACUACUAUAAUCAUCCAUCAAUUCGACCGUUUGCUUUAUCAGAAACUAUCUUCAAGACUUCUUUGGAUCCGGGAACAACUACUGGAAAUUCGAACAAACGUUUUGAUUUCAAGAUUUUCAGCAAUUCUGAGCCCAGAAGAUUAGUCUAUGAUUAUCGAUUGAUUCGAUAUUGA
Messenger RNA from Caenorhabditis angaria, 902 nucleotides. NCBI's taxonomy places the organism in Eukaryota, Metazoa, Nematoda, Chromadorea, Rhabditida, Rhabditidae. The record is from the annotation of a GenBank genome assembly.